This is a messenger RNA of Nicrophorus vespilloides, 1329 nucleotides long. Its product is annotated as colicin-A-like. The record is from RefSeq and is a predicted model, not a curated record. The transcript has 4 exons. Bases 431 to 1252 code for a protein of 273 amino acids. NCBI's taxonomy places the organism in Eukaryota, Metazoa, Arthropoda, Insecta, Coleoptera, Silphidae.
GUAGCUGCCCAUUGUCAAGAAUGCGGUGAAAAAAUUUCGUCUCGUUUUAAUGCUCCUCUUUUUUUGUUCUUUUCUCCGCGUUCCCCAUUUCACGCUUACGACUUCCUCCUCGAAACCCGAAACAAAAAAUCGUUCAUUCUGAGAACCAUUCGGACUGACCAAAUAAUAAACGAAAAGUAAAAUUUGAUACAGUAGUUUUCACUUCGCCGUCGGCGCGGUUAUUUCAGUUAUUGUUUUUGUUUUUCUCUCUUUCUCGAUAUAUAUUGUUUUUGUAUUUUUUUUGUCUUCUCCUCUCAUUGCUUUCUUGGGUUUGCGUUCGAACAUUUUUCUGUGCAACCCCACUUCGGAAAAGGACGACAAAUUUUUAUAUAAAUACUGGAUUUGUUCAACGGUAGAGUAUAAACGUUCCAGCAAAACCACAGCUACCACAAUGUACAAAAGCGCCGUUGUUCUAUUGUUGUUCGUUUCGUUGGUGGCUGCUAAGAGGACCAGGGAAUACGAUAACGACUAUUAUGGUUCCGAAUCGAACAACUACGAGCAAACCCAGGCCGCAGCUCAACCCCAAGGGAAACCUAAGCAGGGUUUCAGCGCCGGCAGUGGAUUAAGAAGCAUCGCUCAAGGUUCAGCUGAGCAAGCCAAGAACGCAGUUCAGAACCAGAAUGCUGCAGCGAGUCAGGCUGCCUAUGUCGCCAAGAAUACGUUAGCUCAAGCGGCAGCAGCGGCAUCCGCUACUGCUCAAGCGGCUCUGGCUGGAAAACAAGUGAUCUUGCAAGGUAUAGAACAGCAAGUUCAGGACUCUAAAACUGCCCUGGAUGGUGAAAACAUGCAACUGCAGCAGGCUCAGAGGAGUGCUACAGCUGCGCAACAAGCUGCUCAGCAAGCUCAGCAGCAAGUCAACAUUUUGACCGCAGCAUUGAACGCAGCCCAGGCUACUGCAGAACACGCCCAACAAUCCUCCUCGGAAGCUGCCGGAGAAUUAGCCGCCCAGGUGUCUAUGGUUGGCUCAGCUAAACAGAGGUUGCAAACGCUCAUUGAACAAUUACAAGGAAUUAGAAUUGAUUUCGAAGCCACUCAGGAUGCUGCAAUGAAGGCCCAAGCCGCUGCUCAAGCAGCUCAGGCUAAUGCGGCUGCAGCAGCGGCCGAAGCAGCAGUUGGCCUUGAACAGCAUCCGGGACAUCCAGGAAUCGGAAACGAGAAGAUCGCCGCCCUCGUCGCGGAACCAUUCGAGGCAUAUGGCCUCUACCAUUAUUAGCCUAAUUUUCAAUAUCUCAUUACUACUCGCUUACUUCAUUUUUUAUACACAUACCAAUAUUUUUCUACAGAAAUAAA